Messenger RNA from Sciurus carolinensis (gray squirrel), 5188 nucleotides. It is a transcript of the gene Zic4, whose product is annotated as Zic family member 4. The record is from RefSeq and is a predicted model, not a curated record. Gene Ontology annotation, cellular component: nucleus. Lineage: Eukaryota; Metazoa; Chordata; Mammalia; Rodentia; Sciuridae. The transcript has 6 exons. Gene Ontology annotation, biological process: central nervous system development; regulation of transcription by RNA polymerase II. Gene Ontology annotation, molecular function: DNA-binding transcription factor activity, RNA polymerase II-specific; RNA polymerase II cis-regulatory region sequence-specific DNA binding. Bases 1359 to 2363 code for a protein of 334 amino acids.
AAGUUCAGGGUAAUGGCCCAGAGAGACAUUUGAGAGUCAGGGUAUUCUUAGAAAUGGAGAGGGGGCAUCGGAGGGCCGCAUCUCCGCCGGCACUGUAUGCAGGAUAUCUCCUUUGGAUUCAGUCAUAUUCCUCCCACCUCUCCGACAGCAUUGGCCUGGCAGCGAUCCCCGCCACUGCCUCGCUUUCCCUUCUUCUGUCUCAGAUGCCCACAGUUUGGGGAAGGAGAUUCAAAGUGACGAUUAGUUGCCCAGACUUGGUCAUCUGCAGGUGACUCAGGAAUGUAGCAGAGCUGGGGGAACCGGAGCUCCUCCCUCUAAAGAACAGGAGAAUUCGAAAAGGCCCUAGCACAACCCCAGUCUCUUAGCUAUACCUCCUGGCAUUGAGGACCCAAGAGAGGGUAGCCAAAGAGGUGAGGGGUGCAGCUGGCUGCGGCAGUCAGCAGGCAGGAGCUAGGAGCUGGGUUUCCUCUUUGGCUUGGUAGCUCCCAGCCAGUCUUUAGGGGUUUUGCUCUGACACCAGCCAGGACCAAGCUGUACCGAGAGGCAGGCAUGCCUUUGCCGAGGGUGCCUGCCAGUUAAUCCCUGUGGAAGCAGCUCUGGAACUGAAGUCUCUAGCUGUGGCUGACCUCUGACCUUGGGUAGGCCUGUACCAACUAAAUGGGCUUUUAAACAUGCAGCCUAGAAGACUCCCCAAAUAAAAAUACUGCCUUUUGCACCUACCCACUGUCCCACAUUCUUGGAUCUCAUGGGACACUAUCAAUCACUGGGGCUCCCUAACAACUUUUCCUCUUUUCGAGGUGCAGGGUGAAAAGCAUACUCCAAAAAGUGUCUCCAAUGUGCUCCAUUCUGAUUUGGUGCUUGGGUGGAUGGCUGGUAUAAGAAGUUGUGUCAGGAGCAAGUGUUUGGGGAAAAUCAGACCUAACCUUUUGGAGGUUUCCAUAUCCCAGGGACCUCAGGUUCAGGGACUCAGCGAUGAUUCCCAAAUUCUCUCGCCUCAUUCAACUAAAUGACUGGCUUGCUAAGUGGUGUCAGAUUUAGAACCAAAGGAGAUGUUUACCCUGUUUCCCUGCACAGGCCGGUGAUGGAGCUGCUACACAGCUUCUUAAGGUCCCUGCUGUCUGCCCUGGUCCAACCUCUGCAACAUUUGUUUGCAUGUCUGCGAAAUGAUACCCUGCCAUGAGGAAAUUUCAGAGCGAGGACACCCAGCAUGCCGCCCUUCUGUAGGAAUGCAAAGUUGGGCCUCCUUUUUUUCCUGAUCUGUGCUGGAAGGAGCUUAUUACCUUUGGGGAAGGAUGCCUUUUGGUUAGAAAGAAUUGAAAAUAAGUAAAAUCCUCUGGGAAAAGGCUCAAAGUCAGAAAAUGAGAUACAAGACUUCCUUGGUAAUGAGGAAACGAUUGCGGCUUUACCGAAAUAACCUGAAAGAGUCAGGUAGCAGCUCCGGACACCAUGGCCCCCAGUUCGCCGCCGCUUCCAGCCCCUCGGUAUUCCCAGGCCUUCACGAGCAGCCUCACCAGGCCUCCCACAGCCGUCCUUUGAAUGGACUCCUGCGUCUGGGGCUCCCCGGAGACAUGUACGCAAGGCCUGAGCCCUUCGCGCCAGGGUCCGCGGCCCGCAGCGACGCCCUGGCGGCUGCCGCGGCCCUGCAUGGCUACGGCGGCAUGAACCUGACAGUGAACCUCGCGGCGUCCCACGGCCCUGGCGCCUUCUUCCGCUACAUGCGCCAGCCCAUCAAACAGGAGCUCAUCUGCAAGUGGCUGGCGGCCGACGGCCAUGUGCCCCCACGCCUCUGCUCCAAAACUUUCAGCACUAUGCACGAGCUCGUCACGCAUGUCACCGUGGAGCAUGUCGGCGGCCCGGAGCAGGCCAACCACAUUUGCUUCUGGGAGGAGUGUCCGCGACAGGGCAAGCCCUUCAAAGCCAAAUACAAACUUGUAAAUCACAUCCGCGUGCACACGGGCGAGAAGCCCUUCCCCUGUCCUUUCCCGGGGUGUGGGAAGGUCUUUGCUAGAUCAGAAAAUCUCAAAAUACACAAACGAACUCACACAGGAGAGAAGCCCUUCAGGUGUGAGUUCGAGGGCUGCGAGCGGCGCUUCGCCAACAGCAGCGACCGAAAGAAGCACUCGCACGUGCAUACGAGUGACAAGCCAUACACGUGCAAGGUGCGCGGCUGCGACAAGUGCUACACGCAUCCCAGCUCCCUUCGUAAACACAUGAAAGUGCACGGUCGCUCGCCGCCGCCCAGUUCUGGUUACGACUCGGCUACACCAUCUGCCCUCGUAUCGCCCUCGUCAGACUGCAGCCACGAACCCCCGGUGGCCUCCUCAGCGGCGGUGGCGGUGCGCGGCACAGACCUGAGCGAAUGAUGUCCACCGCGUUGCUCGCAAGGUAAUCUCGCCCUGCGCAGCUGAGCGCCCGCAUCUCGUGCCUGCGACAUCAAAGGGCCCGCACACAAAGCAGUGUUUCUUCGCCACGGUGCAUCUUCAUGGUAAGUUAGGAUUUCUAUGGCAAUGGGCAAGUCGCACUGAAAUCCUGAAAGGCCGAGCCUGGAGCCCGUCCAGGCUUUUCAUUAAGGACAUAAUAUUUACGUCUAACAGGCCUUUUUUCUUGUGUAUACAAGUAUAUAUUUUUGUUUGACGCGGACUAAAUCAUUUUCAUUUAAUUUCCGGUAAACAAAACCCACGCGAAUGGGCACUUGUUCCCGAUCAUAAUAAAAAUGGAUAAUAAUGUGAGGGAAGAAAAGGGCCGCUUGAAUCGCCGCUCAGCCCUCUUUGUUUCUGCUUUCUGCGGUGAUCAGAGGGCGCAUUUGGGUUUGAUGGCGAGUUUCUAAAGGCGAGGAAAUGGUUUGUAAGAGGGGAAAGAAAAGGAGAAAGGUCUAAUCAAGCUCGGGUUGUUCAAAGAGUCGGGUUUUGGGGUUGAAAGUGUGAGUUUGACGGUGCAUCAGCAUGCCGUGUUAGGCUCGCCAUGGAAAUGCGCGCGGGGAGCGGCCGCUUCAAAGGCGGCACACUUCACUGCAGACACUCUAUUAAGAUACAUUUGCGCUGACCUUUGCUUUCACGCCAUUUAAUACUGUCACUGUGCUCUCCAGUAUAUACUUCCUCCCUAGGACCUGCCUCGCCCGAGUUUAGGGGUUCACCCUGCACCCUGAUGUAGGGGGCUUUGGCUCCUGGACGCUUUCAGGAAAGGAAGGAGCCGGACUCCGUGCAUCUUGAUUGCGCCCCAAAGAGGCUCCAGGGUCAGGAGUAAAUGACUUUAGGGCAAACUCAGAAGCUUAACAAAUGAGCAUCCCUAGCUCAGUUUUGUGCAGAGGUCCUCUCUGGAUCUUUAGCAAGAUGUGGGUUUGAAUUUGAUGAAGGAUUGGGGGGAAGAGAGCCACCCUGGGGAAUUCUGGGGAGUUCACACUGUGCCAUAGGGACAUUUCCACUCUGGCUCCCAGUACUGGUCUCUGCCCCUCCGUCCUAAAAGACUCUUGCAACCCCUAAACUUUUUUCUGCCCCAGGACUUGGGUGUGUGGUAUCCUUAGGCCUGGGCUGGCCUUGGGCACGAACUCAAAAGCCCAAGGCCAAGGGGAUAGGGAAGAUGGCAGGAAAGUUAGAAGUCCAUGUUCCCUUAAUUGUCUUGUUGUUUAUUUUAUCCAAGUACCCCAGUGAAUAGGGGAAAAUAAACACGGUGGAAAAAAAAUCAAACAGUGGAGUCUUCUUUAGUGCCAGUCCUUGUGGUUGAAUAAAAAGGAUGGUCCGCUUUCUAUUGAGCUGAGAAAUCUUUGAAGUGGGAGUUAUUAUCUGAGACAUUCCUGCUUGUUGUCCUAACAACGCUGAUGAAACGUAAAAGGUUCUUUGUCAGCGAUUUGUUCUCCUCUCUGUCAAACUCCCUCUACCCCGUUAGUUUCAAACCGUUUCUAAAGAGAUAAAAUCAAACUUCUUUUAAAAAAUAUCCACACACUACACCAAUAGAUAACUUUAGGGAUAAGUCUUGCUAAGGGAAAGACAAAAGCACUGCCUAGCCCUCAGGGUCAGGGCCUGGUGAAGUGUGCAGAUGUUGGGGGACACUUUGCUCCAGCUCUGGGACAUGGGAAAAAGAAUGUAGAGAGGGUGCAGGCAGAGGGUGCAUACCCCAAGUCCAUACUUGUAUGCCUGCUGCUCUCUGCUCUGGCCUGCACUUUAUCAGCCCGAGUUGGAUCACCUGAUUGAGCUUCCUUUGGAGACCCCUCAGGCUCUGAAUUUUCUUGCCUGGGAUUCUUGGAAUCCGAGGCUGCAGUCCAGCAAUUUUUAGUAUUUCCUGCUCCUUCAAAGACAUCUCUGCUAAAAAUAGACCCAUUGUGUGUUUCUUCUCACUAGCAGCAAUCAGCAAGCCCUUUAUGCAUUAACCAAAAGGACAGUGGCUGGAGGGAGAGAGACAUUCUAAUAAUUUCCUGUUGUCUUCAGAAUCUUGGUAAUUGGAGUUGCGAAGGUUUGGUCGACAUGAUAAUGACCAAAAAUGCAUGCUAAAGCUCAUCCUCCCCUCCCCCACCCACACGUGCAGUUCUUAACACUUUAUAUUGUGCCCAGGAAAGAAACUUUCGCCCUUGUUCAGGUCUCCCCAACCUCCUGUUGUGGUUUUAAAGGUGGUUUAAAUCAACAAGGAUGUGCCCAUCCCCCCACCCUGUGUGUGCUGACUAAAUGAUUUGUAAAGAAGUUUCCCCAAGCUGUAACCCAUGCUGUUAUUAUAGUUGCUGCAAAAUGUUGUCUCUUAUAUUGAUUUUAUUUGUUUACUGGAGGUCUCCAUAUGUUUGUUUAUAUCGCUAAUUUAUGGGAAAAUGUAAUGAUUGCAAUGAAUGUGAAUUAUACAGACAGGCAAACAUUUUAUAAUCAUAAUUCACACAUACCACAAAAGCUUGAGUGAAACCCUAGACUAUUUGAUACCUUCUCUACCCACAGUUUGUGAUUUAUCAUCUGUCCCCUUAGCAUCAGUUAAAUUAUGAACUAAUUUGAAAGAAAAAAAAAAGAAGUUGUUAUGUAUUUGACUGGAAGUGAUUGUUGAAUGAAAAAUGAAGUUCAAAGUUGAGGCUCAUAAUCUUAUUGGAAACAUGUAAAUGUAAAUGAAAUAAAACCUGCGAUUCUUUCUCCCUCUAAAGUUCUUUUGUGUACAUGGAGCUCCAUUUUGCUAUUUUAUUUGGAAAUAAAAGACGUGUUGUUUUCCUUCCUCUUUUGAA